AUUAUUCAUUCAUCUUUAAUAUGUUGACAGCAAUCAUACGGGUAUUGAUUAGUAAAUACUGUGGAAAAUGAAUAUAACAUCUCUGAGAAACGGAUUUUGUGGAUUUUCACGAAUUCUAAAUGGAAAUAUAGUAAAAUCUUUACUAAGACCAAAACUUAUAGUACAGAGAAAAUGGUACCCUAUUAAUUAUUACAAUAAUUAUAGAACAUUUACAUUAAGCAGUACCAUGAAUAGCAAGAUUAUGAAUGGUAAUCUGUGUGACACAGAUCCUGAGCUUUAUAAAAUAAUUAAAAAUGAAAAGCACCGACAACAGCAUGGUCUGGAAAUGAUCGCUUCUGAAAACUUUACCUCCAUACCAGUUCUUCAGUGUCUAAGUUCAUGUCUUCAUAAUAAAUAUUCUGAAGGCAUGCCAAACCAAAGGUACUAUGGUGGUAAUGAAUAUAUAGAUGAGAUUGAAAUAUUGGCUCAAAAACGAUCUUUAGAAGCAUACAGACUGAAAUCUGACGAAUGGGGUGUUAAUGUCCAACCAUAUUCAGGUUCUCCAGCUAACUUUGCAGUGUAUACUGGCAUUGUAGAGCCACAUGGCCGCAUCAUGGGUCUCGACUUGCCAGAUGGAGGCCAUCUAACUCACGGUUUUUUCACACCCACAAAAAAAAUAUCUGCUACAUCCAUGUUCUUUGAGAGCAUGCCAUAUAAGGUUGACCCAAAAACGGGACUGAUCGACUAUGAAAAGCUGGCAGAAACUGCAAGGCUGUUCAAACCUCGUCUAAUUAUUGCUGGCAUAAGUUGUUACUCAAGGUGUCUCGAUUACAAGAAGUUUAGAGAGGUGGCAGACGAAAAUGGAGCUUAUUUGUUAGGAGACAUGGCUCACAUUUCCGGCCUAGUUGCCGCAGGUGUCAUACCCAGUCCAUUUGAGUACUGUGACAUUGUGACCACGACAACUCACAAAACGCUGAGAGGGCCCCGAGCUGGUGUUAUCUUCUUCAGGAAGGGUGUACGUUCUGUCAAUGCUAAGGGAGAGAAGAUUAUGUAUGACCUGGAGAACAGAAUAAACCAAGCGGUAUUCCCUGGACUGCAGGGUGGUCCCCACAACCAUGCCAUCGCAGGUAUUGCUACUGCCAUGAAGCAAGCAAUGAUGCCGGAGUUUAAAGAAUAUCAGUUGCAGGUUAUAAAGAAUGCUCAAAGACUGUGUGAGGGUUUGAAGUCCCGGGGAUAUCAAAUAGCCACAGGUGGGACAGAUGUGCACCUGAUCCUAGUGGAUGUCAGAAAUGUGGGCCUAAAUGGUGCCAAGGCUGAGCGUAUACUGGAGCUGUGCAGCAUUGCGUGUAACAAGAACACAGUACCAGGAGACAAGAGCGCCCUAAAUCCAAGUGGUAUUCGAUUAGGCACACCAGCACUUACAACUAGAGGGCUAAAGGAAACAGAUUUCGACCAAGUUGUUGAUAAUAUUGAUAAGGCUCUGAAACUUGCACAGGAAAUAACGAAGAUUGCUGGACCAAAACUUGUUGAUUUCAAUCGAGUUUUAGAAGAGAAUGCUGAAGUACGCUCGAAAGUACAAAAUCUGAAAGAGGGUGUUGAGAAAUUCAGUGGAAGUUUUCCUUUACCCGGAUAUGAAGACUUCUAAUUAGUAAUUUAAAAAAGUUACUAAAAUUUAUAAUGCAUAAGUUAUAAUUAGUUUGUAUUUCAAAAAGAAGCUAUUACCUUUAUUGUUUAAUUAGUGUAAGCACAAUAUUGUUGCCAAGCAUUUUUGCUUCUAGAUAUUUAAUUUUUAUAUCAAGAUCUGUCAACCUUUGAAUACUUUUCAGGUUUAUAUUAAAUCUUAUUUUUAAUACAA
Leptidea sinapis is the source of this 1834-nucleotide messenger RNA. RefSeq names its product serine hydroxymethyltransferase (gene Shmt). The transcript has 8 exons. Gene Ontology annotation, cellular component: cytosol; nucleus; cytoplasm. Gene Ontology annotation, molecular function: glycine hydroxymethyltransferase activity; mRNA regulatory element binding translation repressor activity; zinc ion binding. The record is from RefSeq and is a predicted model, not a curated record. Bases 68 to 1624 code for a protein of 518 amino acids. NCBI's taxonomy places the organism in Eukaryota, Metazoa, Arthropoda, Insecta, Lepidoptera, Pieridae. Gene Ontology annotation, biological process: tetrahydrofolate interconversion; L-serine catabolic process; protein homotetramerization.